AUGACCACCAUCAAAGGCCCCGGAGCUGCGGAGACGUUCGACGGCUCGGGUCUGCGCAUCGCUAUCGUUCAUGCUCGCUGGAACACGGCUAUUAUCGAGAACCUCGUCGCCGGCGCGAAGAAGAGCUUGUUCGCUGCUGGUGUGAAGGAGGAGAAUAUUACUAUCCAGACCGUCCCUGGCAGCUACGAGUUGCCUAUUGGCGUGCAGCGCCUCUACGCCGCCUCCCAAGUCCAAGCCAGUAACACCGGCGAAGGCAUCAGCGCAACGGACCUCCUCUCCUCAACAACAGACCUAAGCAAGACCCCCACCGCAAGCGCCCCCAAGAAGCCUUUCGACGCAAUCAUCGCCAUCGGCGUGCUGAUCAAGGGCGCGACCAUGCACUUCGAGUACAUCGCCGACGCGGUCAGCCACGGACUGAUGCGCGUGCAGCUUGACACGGGCGUGCCCGUUAUUUUCGGCCUUCUGACUGUCCUGACGGAGGAGCAGGGUCUGGAAAGGGCUGGACUUGGGAGCAGUGGGAUGCAUAACCAUGGUGAGGAUUGGGGUAGUGCGGCUGUUGAGUUGGGUGUUAAGAGGCAGGAUUGGUUGGAGGGGAAGAUUUUGUAG
This is a messenger RNA of Penicillium cataractarum, 606 nucleotides long. Its product is annotated as lumazine synthase RIB4. Bases 1 to 606 code for a protein of 201 amino acids. Gene Ontology annotation, biological process: riboflavin biosynthetic process. The record is from RefSeq and is a predicted model, not a curated record. The transcript is spliced from 3 exons. Lineage: Eukaryota; Fungi; Ascomycota; Eurotiomycetes; Eurotiales; Aspergillaceae. Gene Ontology annotation, molecular function: 6,7-dimethyl-8-ribityllumazine synthase activity. Gene Ontology annotation, cellular component: riboflavin synthase complex; intracellular anatomical structure; mitochondrial intermembrane space.